CUUAUUUUUACUAUCGUUAAAAAUAGCAUGCAAUCAAUGUCAAUUGUAGAUAAAAGACGAGUUGCGAUUGCCUACGACGGUACUGAUGAUGCUAAUAGACUAUUCAAAUGGGCGAUCGAGAACAUCAUAAGACCUGAAUCAGAUCAUAUCGUGUGUCUUACGGUCAAACCACAACGUGAAGCAAAAUAUCGUCAUAAAUCUGAGGAUGGAAAGGAUUCAGAAUAUUUGGAUGCGCAUCAUGAUCCAUCACUGCAAAAAUUGGAGGAACGCAUAACAAAACUAGGCGUAACAAUUGAGCAACACGUCAUGUUUGGUGAUCCUAAAGAGCUAAUUCCUCAGUAUACUGCAAGAGAAAAAAUAGAUCUUCUGAUUGUGGGAUCGCGUGGACUCACUACCUUACAGACCGUAUUUCUGGGCUCUGUGUCCGAACACUGUCUACAUGAAUGCCCUUGUCCUGUUCUUGUAGUACGCAAUACUACUAUCGACGAUCAAUAAGGAUUAAACAAAUAAAAUAAAGUACAUUUGAACUU
Phycomyces blakesleeanus NRRL 1555(-) is the source of this 530-nucleotide messenger RNA. RefSeq lists its product as hypothetical. The coding region runs from base 37 to 495 and encodes 152 amino acids. Lineage: Eukaryota; Fungi; Mucoromycota; Mucoromycetes; Mucorales; Phycomycetaceae. The record is from RefSeq and is a predicted model, not a curated record. The transcript has a single exon.